Exophiala aquamarina CBS 119918 is the source of this 1161-nucleotide messenger RNA. RefSeq lists its product as uncharacterized. Bases 1 to 1161 code for a protein of 386 amino acids. The transcript has a single exon. Lineage: Eukaryota; Fungi; Ascomycota; Eurotiomycetes; Chaetothyriales; Herpotrichiellaceae. The record is from RefSeq and is a predicted model, not a curated record.
AUGGCUAUCACUGGAGGGGCAGAUAUCGGUCCUAUUCUAGGUGUUGCCAAAAACAUCAUUGCUGGAGACAUGACAUCUUUUACCCAAGAAUUUUAUGCCCUCGCCAACUAUACCAAGGCCCAGGCCGAAAACCCCGACAACGCUUAUGACCCUAUAAAUGUUCGAGACACCUGGUUCUCUGCCGCGAACUACUUCCGCAAAGCCGAUAAUUACCUCCACGGCAACUGGAGCGAACCCCUUGUCAAUAGCCUGUGGGCGGAGCAGACUGCAGCGUUUGACAAGGGGAUAGCUGCAUUGCCUAUCCCUGGCGAGCGUGUCCGCAUUCCAGCCACCAAAGGAAACUUCACUGUUGAUGCCAUUUGGUACGCCGCAUCUGACAAUAAGAACGCUAAAUUGCCUACUUUGGUUAUCGGGAAUGGCUUCGACGCUGCGCAAGAGGAUUCUUAUCACAACUACGUCGCGCCAGCGCUGGCUCGAGGGUGGAACUGCAUAACGUAUGAAGGCCCAGGACAACCUACCGUGCGCCGAGAUCAGAACCUCGGUUUCAUCCCGGAGUGGGAACUUGUCGUUACCCCGGUAGUGGAUUAUCUCUUUCGAGAAAAGUUGCAUGUCAUAGAUACGGAUCGGCUCGCACUUGUCGGCAAUUCUUUGGGCUCCUACCUUGCUUCUCGUGCGGCGGCCUUCGAGCACCGAUUUUCAGCGUUGGUUCUCAUUGACGGUAUGUGGGACUAUUUUCCUUCUUACGCGAACGCCAUACCGGCUGAGCUUUUGGGCAUGUUCGAGGCAGGCAACUUCACAGAAUUCGACCAGACGAUCUUUGAGUCCCGGGAAUCUGGAAAACUGUCAACCAUCGCCGGCUGGGGCCUGGACCAAGGCUUGUGGGCGUACUAUACACACUCACCAUCUGAUUUGUUCACCAAGGUCAAGCAGUAUCGAAUUCAGGAUUUCGUCGAUAAAAUCAAGAUUCCCGUGUUCGUCGGCGAUGGCGAGUAUGAUUCGCUUUACCCUGGGCAGCCGCAGCAGGUCAAAGAUGCUCUGGGUGAGAAGGCUACUUUGCAUCAUUUCAACGGGGUUGCUGGCUAUCACUGUCAGACUGCUGCUGGACAGGAGCUAGCAAGAGCCAUGUUUGCCUGGCUGAACAAGACUCUAAGCAAUGCUUGA